Messenger RNA from Apaloderma vittatum (bar-tailed trogon), 1247 nucleotides. It is a transcript of the gene B4GALT4, whose product is annotated as UDP-Gal:betaGlcNAc beta 1,4- galactosyltransferase, polypeptide 4. Gene Ontology annotation, molecular function: glycosyltransferase activity. The record is from RefSeq and is a predicted model, not a curated record. Gene Ontology annotation, biological process: carbohydrate metabolic process. Bases 1 to 1059 code for a protein of 352 amino acids. Lineage: Eukaryota; Metazoa; Chordata; Aves; Trogoniformes; Trogonidae. The transcript is spliced from 6 exons.
AUGGCCCUGAGUUCCUACGUCUUUCACCUCUUCUAUAAAUUCAAAGUGUUGGUGCUUGUUACUUUGUGUUUGAUGGUGCUGUGGGCCACAUUCAGUUACUUUGUGAACUCCAGACAGGAGAUUUCUAAACCUAAGAGCAUGUUGGAGAAUUUCAGAAAGGUAACUAGCCUGGAGGACAGUCAAAAGGAAGAUAAGAUGGAAUCAACUGCCGCAGUUUCCACGUUGAAGUCAUUUCAGGGUCCCUGCCCAACUGUGUCUCCAUACCUGCGAGGUGCCAUCAAACUCACCUUCAAAGCAUCUCUUACACUAGAAGAAGUGGAAAAGGAGAACCCUCAGGUAGCCAAGGGCCGAUAUCACCCUAUGGAGUGCUCAGCAUUGCAGCACGUGGCCAUUCUCAUCCCACACCGCAAUAGAGAGAAACACUUGCUCUACCUCCUGGAGCACCUCCACCCCUUCCUACAGAGGCAGCAGCUGGACUACGGCAUCUACGUUAUACACCAGGCUGGCAACACCAAAUUUAAUCGAGCUAAACUGCUGAAUGUAGGAUACCUAGAGGCCCUAAAAGAAGCAAACUGGGACUGUUUCAUUUUCCAUGAUGUGGAUCUGGUGCCAGAAAAUGACUUUAACAUUUACAUGUGUGACAGACAACCAAAGCACCUUGUAGUUGGCAGGAACAAUACUGGAUACAGGUUACGGUACCGGGGAUAUUUUGGAGGUGUAACUGCUCUAACAAGAGAUCAGUUUUACAAAGUGAAUGGAUUCUCUAACAAUUACUGGGGUUGGGGUGGAGAAGAUGAUGACCUUCGAAUCAGGGUUGAGAUGCAGAAGAUGAGAGUGGUACGGCCAUCUGCUGAUGUAGCCAGGUACACAAUGAUCUUCCACAAACGAGACCAUGGUAAUGAGGAGAAUGGAGAGAGGAUGAAGCUUCUGCGUCAGGUGUCUAGAACGUGGAAAACAGACGGGCUGAACUCUUGUUCAUAUAAACUGCUCUCUGUGGAACAUUACCCUUUAUACGUCAACAUCACAGUGGAUUUCAGCAUGCAGCCCAAGAUCUCAUAAGGGCGAGCAUCACAAAUGGCAACGGAUCAUGUUUGUGGCUGCUGUUGGAGCAGAUGACUCCCAGCACUCAGCUUGAAAGAGAACGGCGAUAGCACAGAAGAAAGUUUUUCUUCACAGCAUCUCAUUGAUUGGUUGAGAAUUUCCCUUUGUGAGGACUGGAGAUGUGGACUGACCCAAGGGACAGGCCC